GUUUUGGUUCGAUCUGGACAAUUUUUGGUCAUAAAAGCACUAUUCGUGGAAAAUUGUAUCCGGGUACAUUGAUUGGUUCUUGAACUGUAUACUGGAAAGUGAAAAAUCAGAGGGAAUUUAAAAUUGAAUUGAAUAGGAAAUAGGAGUUUUUUUGUCUGAUUACGCCAAUUUUUGCACUGCGACAAUAUUUACACUGAGCGAAUAUGGCUAUUAAAGUCAAUUGGUUGUUAGAGAACAUGUGUACCAAGUUUCAUAAAUAUAUAUCAAUUUGUACUCAAAUUAUCGAUUGUACGGAUGAACAAAUGGACGCACGGGCAGACGGACGGAUGAAGAGACAGAAAUUCGGAAAUUCAUAACUCAAUAUAUAUGUGCCUCGAUUAGUUUAAGGUGAUACAAUCAACCUUUGGGUGAACAAAACUAUUAUACUCUGUAGCAACUUGAUGCAAGAGUAAAGAAUAUUCAUAAACUAUUCGCAAAAACAAUAUAAUUGAGAUUCGUGUAUUGUUUUCUCAGCCUUUUCUAAGAACACCAGUGUAGUUCUUCAUCAUUGAUAUUAUUUCACCGUGGCAACUACCAGAAGCAAGUGUCUAAAACAAAAUUGAAUUGCAACAUAUGACAAUGAAAGGAUAAAUGAGAAUUAUAAAGAAAUAAACUGAGUAAAACAAGGGAAAAUUAAUAAAUAGCUCUUGUAAAACAAUGUUGUAUCAACAGAAUUUGAAAACAUAAUUAUAACGUCUUUGAGUGUAGUAAAUGUGUGCACAACAUGAAAACAAAACCAAAUCUUUCAAUACCCUAUUGGGCCAUUUUGCUCAUGAACGCUUGUAGUUUAUGUGAAUGCUAUAAAAACAUUAUCCUAAAGGACUAUCUAUGUGCGGACAAAUUUUUGUUAGAUAUUCAAAGGUCCCUUCAUGUUCAUCCCGCAUUUACUCUAACUGAAGAUCGAGAUUCUGCAGCCAUCAUAACCCAGGUGUGGAAUACAACGUUACCUGGCUAUUACUCGUCUAACAAGUUAAAAUACGAUUGUUAUUUUCGCGUACAAACACCUCAUCGACCACCGCGCGGAAUUUACACUGUCAUCACACGUCUUAAAUUUCGACGUGAUCCUGUUAAUAAUGCCUGUAUAGAUUAUAUUCAAUUUGUUGGUGGUAAUCGUCCGGCAUCGGAAAAGAUAUGCAACGAAAUAGCAAUAGAUGGACCGGGUCGGUUAAUAUUUGAUGAACGUAAUCGUGAAGUUAAUAUUCACAUUUACAUUGAUAAACGUGUUUCGAUAAAGGAACCACUCGAAUUGCGAAUGGUGAUGACAGCACACUCUGAAUGUAAAUACACUGGAGAUUUUCUUUGUGAUCCGAAAGACCAGUACUCGUGUAUUUCCCGUCAUUUUGUGCGCGAUAAUAUAACAAAUUGUAUGUAUCCAUGUCGAGAUGAAAUAUCAUGCUUUCAUGAUGCACCUACUUCAGUGGAAGCUGACACCACCUAUGUAGCACUCUCAGCGCUAAAAAAUAGGUUGUAGCAUCUAUUUUCAACUGUUGGAAAUGCUAUAUAAUUUUUUGUAACUGUGUAGAAUUAUAAAGGAAAUAUACAAUUUCAAUAAAAAGUUUACGAUUACCCAACCGAA
Molecule: messenger RNA, 1615 nt
Organism: Bactrocera oleae (olive fruit fly)
Lineage: Eukaryota; Metazoa; Arthropoda; Insecta; Diptera; Tephritidae
Source: RefSeq, a predicted model, not a curated record